This is a messenger RNA of Lactuca virosa, 629 nucleotides long. NCBI's taxonomy places the organism in Eukaryota, Viridiplantae, Streptophyta, Magnoliopsida, Asterales, Asteraceae. The record is from the annotation of a GenBank genome assembly.
AUGAACAUCCCUACUCAUUUCCACCAACUAUGGCGUUUAAGGCAGUUUGAGCGACUAAUUAGGACCAACCGACUUCUAUACCCUUACAUUUUUGCAGGUUUUGAUCAUCAGCUGUGUGGGGUGACCGGGAAAGGAGAUAUGGAGGCACCUAUCAGGAUCCUACCUCCAUCUGGUGUCACUGAAUGGUUUCAAAAAUUUGAAGGGUGGUCGACAUUGGCAAUAAAUGUGGAAGACAAACAAGAACAUGUUUUUUUCAAUCCCUGGUAUUGUACAAUGGAGAGGGAAACCAACAGGAUGAACGUGGUUUAAACCGUUAGAUGAUGAACGGGUUAUUGGAUUUAAAGAUGAUGGAUGUUAGGUAGGAAAUUUUUGGGGAAAACUAUGGGUAGCAGGAAAAAUGAUGUCCGAAAAAACAGAUGGUAUAGAAGAAUAAUGAAACGAAGGGAUAGGUUGGGUGGAGGGAAAAGAGUCGAGUUGAUCAGGCUCGAUGACCACGAGAAGCAAAACAAAAUCUGUAUUUUAUUCACUUUCUUAUAAAUAUUGAAGACUUCCAACCCCCGCUACGCGGGGGAACAUUCUCUAUAUCUAAUAAAUAAUCAAUUGUAUCAAGUUGUUGUUAGUGUGACCCA